Adineta steineri is the source of this 1285-nucleotide messenger RNA. The record is from the annotation of a GenBank genome assembly. NCBI's taxonomy places the organism in Eukaryota, Metazoa, Rotifera, Eurotatoria, Adinetida, Adinetidae.
UUGGAACUUUACUACGAAAUAAGUUAAGAACGCAAGAGAAAAAUAUUUUGGAUACGCCACUGUAAGCGAGAUAUUAUAUAAUGAAAUAAACAGAUGGACAAACAUACAGUUACACGAUCUUUCUAUCCCACUUUCUAUUCUAGAUUGAAAUCGAACAUUUUUAUUUGGUUAUCAGUCGACUAAAAUGUCUACAACAUCAAUCCAUCAACAUUGACAAGAAUCAUCGUCAUCAAGUGUACAUGAAUGUCGUGAACCAUCAUCAGAAGAACGACUUCAUAUUUUCAAUAAUUUAACCAAAUUUAUUGAAUCUAUUCAAGUAGUUUUUUUAAGGAAUUGCUUUUAUCUGUAAGUGGAAAUGAAAUUCGAUUGUACAGUAGUGUACCAAUUUUACAUGAUAAAAUUUAAAUGGAUGUUUUGAGAUAAUAUAACUGGUAUUUUAUAUUUUACUUUAUUUGUUUUCUUAUUUUCAGAUAUUGUGUCACAUUGGAUAUUAUUCAUCGUCUUUCAAAAAACUACUUUGGUUAUGAUGUCUGUUAUUACGUCAAUAUAGAUGACGUUGGUGAAAAAGCAAAUUCAUUCUUAUUUAUCCAUUAUAUUUUAUAUUGGUUUUUUCUAUUUUUCUAUUUUAAGAUUGUCGAUUUAGCUGAUGAAAAAAGUUCAAAAUCAAAAGCUUAAUUGAUAUCUUCAAAGCAUAGUUAUUUAAAUUUUUGUGAUAUCAUCAACCACAUAGCAUUCAAAAGAAACGGUUCAGAAGAAUGGACAAGCAAUGACGAUUCGUCUUAAUUAUCAUAUAAUAAUUAAUUUUUUCAUUUAAUUGAAUUGAAAAACGUGUAAAUAAACAUUUAGAUUUUUAAUUAAUUACUUUUAGAUAAAUGAUGCAACGACAUAAUUCUAAGAACAGUAUUACAUGAAUUGGAUCAUCAAGUCGUAUUGGUGAAAAGAAACCAAAUCAGCAUAAAGUUUAGUUCAAGGUAUCAGUGCACCAACUGGUGCAUAUGGUUGUGGUGAAUGCGAAAUUAAAGGAAUAACCGUAACUAUCAAUUCAAGAUCACGAAAAAAACUGCGAGUUUUUCCUCUUGUAUCUACAGAUCAACAACAACCACGUUUACACACGAAUAAAACGUAUGAUACACUUAUAAAAAGACUCACAAAGAAUAAUUCGUUAAAAUAUAAUGAACUACGUGAUCGAUGUCGAGGUCACAUAAGUCCUUGUGUUCUCCGUGAACUUGCUCAUUUUGAUAAUGGUACAAGUUUCGUUGCUGAUUCUUUGCACAAUAUUUUAUAA